Molecule: messenger RNA, 1404 nt
Organism: Pelobates fuscus (common spadefoot toad)
Lineage: Eukaryota; Metazoa; Chordata; Amphibia; Anura; Pelobatidae
Product: apoptosis inhibitor 5-like
Exons: 13
Coding region: 1-1404 (467 amino acids)
Biological process (GO): negative regulation of apoptotic process
Cellular component (GO): nucleus
Molecular function (GO): RNA binding
Source: RefSeq, a predicted model, not a curated record
AUGGCUUCAAUGACUGAAUUAUAUCGUAAUUAUUGGAUUCUGGCUGAUGCCAAGGAGGAGGAUCUGCCCAAACACAAACUUUCAUAUAGAACAAUUUUGGAUGGCGCCUGUGGAGGACAAAAGGAAAGGAAGAUAGCAGCCCGAUUGAUCCCCAAAUUCUUUAAGUACUUCCCAGACCUAUCCGCUGAUGCUUUCUAUAUCCACCUUGACUUAUGUGAUGACAGACAUAUUUCAGUUCGCCAUCAGGCUAUACGAGGACUGUUGCACUUUGCGACAAAUGAAAAUCUGCACAAUUUAGCUGAUGUCCUGGUUCAGUUAUUUAAGACAGGUGACGUGGCUGAAUUUGACUUGGCAAGUAAUGCUUUGUUGCACAUUUUAAAAAUAGAUGCCAAAGGCACAUUAAAAGAGAUCAUUCAUCAUAUUUGUAAAGGAAAAAAAAUUGUACGAAAGCGCGCACUCAAAUUUCUUUCCUUCAAGCUGCCGGAGGAAGUGAUGACGAAAGAAGCCGAAGAAUUAAUUCUGUUUAAUUACAAGAAGAUUUUGAACGUCGUCAGUAGUGAAGAAUUGUAUUUGUUUGUAAAGUUCCUUUCGUCUUUACAUAUAAUGCAAAAUGACAAAGGCAGACAGCUGCUGGUGGAUCUCAUGUUCAAAGAAGCUGAUCUGCAUGAAACUAUAAAUCACGACAGUCUUGAUUCUGCAUACCACCUGAUUAAGUGUGCACAACAGGCCGUCCCUUUCUUUUCGGCAAACGUCCACUCCAAUAAAUUUGUGACUCAUUUCUGUGAGAAGAUUAUUCCCAUAUUGGGCUCCUUAUACAAUCUAAAGGAUGGCGAUGAUGUCCAGCUUGAGGUGCUGAAACUGUUGGCAGAAAUGAGCAGGUUCUAUGGAGUAAACGAAAAAGUCGAAUACUGUAUGCUUACAGUUUUUGCUAUAUUACUGAAUUACUUGCCUCCCCCCCCUGAAGAUACAGCCGGCAAUGGAGACAUUCAACUGCAUUUCAGUCGUGUUGAAUGUUUACUCUUUGUACUGCAACAGCUAGGAAAAACGCUUCCAGACUUUCUCAUCACGAGAGUGCAUGGAGAGAAACUUGCAGGUUUUAAAAUAAGGUUACAAUACUUUGCCAAGAACCUUCAAGAAUUCAUUGAGCCAUUGCGUCUGGCUUUGGAAGAAAAUUCAGAGGAAGUUAUAAAACCUGAAGAGUGGGAAAUCAGGAGAGAGGUCUUAAAAAUGAGCAACAUUGAAACAUUGAUAAAGGAUUUGACCAGCUUUCCCCCAUCCUAUAAAAGCCAGGUGACACUUUCUUGGACCCCAGAGAUAGAAUCAGAGAUUGGACACAAACGAAAGCUUGAAAUGUCUGCGUCUGUAUCUCCCCCUAAGAAGCAGAAAACACAUUCCACUACAUGA